Vigna umbellata (rice bean) is the source of this 603-nucleotide messenger RNA. NCBI's taxonomy places the organism in Eukaryota, Viridiplantae, Streptophyta, Magnoliopsida, Fabales, Fabaceae. The record is from RefSeq and is a predicted model, not a curated record.
GAAGGAAGUUGUUUAAGCAAAAGAUAUGGAGAAAGAGAGAUCAAAAGAGGAAGAAGUGAAGUACCGUGGUGUGAGAAAGAGACCGUGGGGUAAGUUUGGAGCAGAGAUCAGAGAUCCGACAAAACCUACGGGAAGACAAUGGUUGGGAACGUUUGACACUGCAGAAGAAGCAGCAAGAGCUUAUGAUCGUGCAGCCAUUGGUUUGAGGGGUGCUCUUGCCAUCCUUAAUUUCCCCGAUGAGUAUUACUCUCAUCUUCCUUUUCUAUUGUCGUCAAAUUCUUCUACUGUUGACAGUGGAAGUUCUUUUGCCCGAAAGGAAGUUAUUGAGUUCGAGUAUCUGGAUGACAAGGUCUUGGAGGAUCUUCUUGAGAUUGAAGAGAAGAGAAGGAAUAACAAAGAUUAAAAACUCAACUGCAUUUUUAUUCAUAUCUCAACUGAACCUGUGUUAUUGGGUUCAGCAUUGAUUCAAUUGUACACUGUAAGCUUCAAAAAUCUUGCAGUUAAUGCAACAAAAUCUUGAAAUAAUAGCAUAUGGGAAAGUUGUUGCUUCUAUUUGUUAAUGUAGUAGCAUUUGGCUCGUAGAUGCCACUCUGUUUCAGUAAG